Molecule: messenger RNA, 1098 nt
Organism: Ostertagia ostertagi
Lineage: Eukaryota; Metazoa; Nematoda; Chromadorea; Rhabditida; Trichostrongylidae
Source: the annotation of a GenBank genome assembly
AUGGUUCGUCGACAUUUGGAGUGGUUAUUGUCGGCCCGUUUUGGAAGGAGUCCGCUUCUCGUGGAACGGGCUGUUGUUGGCCUUCUACGUAUUGCCAACAGGAAUCUGUUCCGAGACAAUACGGUAGCAGAUGAUGUGCUUCAAUCUCUCUCAUUGCUUUUGCGCCUUUCACCAAAAGCUAUGUAUGUGUUUUCACGUCAAAUUUCGUAUGGACUUCACGAAUUAUUACGAACAAAUGCAGCCAACGUACAUAGACGAGAGCACUGGGCUGUACUGUUUGCACAUUACUUACGCAGCAGCUGGUGCCGCUUUCCCUUCAAGAUGAAUGCCACAUCCGCAAGGGGCCCGCGUCGGAUGAGGAUGCAAGAUUUUCGCGAAUGGGAAACCAUAAUCACUCGUCCACAGACGGAUGAUCGCGGCUACACUUCCGACGACCCAAAAAGAGUACAGAGCGAAUCUCAUUUCCUCUUGGUCUGCUUGGGUGGAAAUGCUGCGCGAGUCUGUGGUUUCUCCCGUGGAUCGCUGGUACUGCGAACUAAUCUAGGCAGGCACGAACCAGCAUCUUUCCUGAAGGUGUGUGAUACUCUGUCGUUCUUGCUACGAGAUGCCAUCCAUGUGACACCGGACAACUUUGAAUCCUGUGUGGCAUGUUUACGGACAAUGGUCGAGGCGAGUCUGGAUGGUGGAAGGUAUGCCGCUGGUCCACUCAGUGGUGAUGCACAAAAUCGACUUCGGAGCCACGUUGACGACCGCAUGAAAAGACCGAAAGCGGCAAAACCUGGAAAAAAAGACCUGUCAACAGAUGUGACAGGUGACGAUAGUGAGAUCCGCCGAGAGGAACAACAACUUACCGCUAGCUAUCAACAGGUUUCACUGCAAUUGCUUGACCUUUGCUCAACACUUCAUAGCCUAGCACCGGGUAUUUUGGCUCACUGGGCGAAAUCUCAACCAGAAGUGGACGCAUCUAUACCGCACAUAUGGUGCACGGUUUGGCGACCACUCUUGCAAGCAAUAGCCAGGCUGGGAUGCGACUGUCGACGACUGGUUAGAGCGGCAGCCUUGACGCAUUUGCAGAUUUUCUUUCCGAUGAUGCACUGA